This is a messenger RNA of Hypoxylon trugodes, 1958 nucleotides long. RefSeq names its product Delta(12) fatty acid desaturase. The transcript has 2 exons. The coding region runs from base 242 to 1714 and encodes 490 amino acids. Lineage: Eukaryota; Fungi; Ascomycota; Sordariomycetes; Xylariales; Hypoxylaceae. The record is from RefSeq and is a predicted model, not a curated record. Gene Ontology annotation, biological process: lipid metabolic process. Gene Ontology annotation, molecular function: oxidoreductase activity.
AGUUAAAAAAGCCUCGGAAAUAGGAAGCUUUCCCUCCAUUGAUCACUAGUACAAUUACUAGUCUCAGAGGUUUAGGUAUUCCAUUAGGAAUAGUUGUCACCACACGGACAACUCUUAUUUCUUCCCUCCCUCCCUCCGUCCUCACCUCGUCGACUCGAAUUCAACAGAUCAACACAGCCUUGUGCAGCUCUGUUGUACCACAUAACCAUUCUUAGAAAGAGGAGGAUACAUAUUCAUCAUCAUGGCUUCCGCAGUUUCUACUGGCCUUCCGCGCCAGAAUCCUGCGCUUCGACGAACCAUCACAUCUACCACCGCCGACACCGAUGUCUCGUCCCCAUCUACCGCCAUUGGUUCUCCAAUCGACUCCCCUAGACCUUCCGCAUCAUCAACCUCUCUUUCUUCCAUGUCCUCGUUCGAACCGAGUAGUGCUUCCCACGGAAAGCUCAUUGACACAUACGGAAAUGACUUUGAGAUCCCCGAUUAUACUAUCAAGGAUAUUCGUGACGCCAUUCCCAAGCACUGCUUCGAGAGGUCCGCCGCCACGGGCUUGUAUUAUGUCUUCCGUGAUAUCGUCCAAUUAGCCACAGUUUUCUAUCUCUUCCACACGUAUCUGACCCCGGAGAAUCUACCCUCUACUCCGGCCCGCGUUGCCCUUUGGGGUUUGUAUACCUUUAUUCAGGGUCUCUCCGGUACCGGCAUUUGGGUGUUGGCCCAUGAAUGUGGACACCAGUCGUUCAGUACGUCCAAGGUUUUAAACGACACCGUGGGCUGGAUCCUUCAUUCGUCUCUCCUGGUGCCGUAUUUCAGCUGGAAGAUUUCGCACGGCAAGCACCACAAGGCUACCGGUCACAUGGAGCGCGAUAUGGUUUUCGUUCCUAGAACUCGUGAGGAGAAGGCUAGUCGUCUCGGAAAGCUGGUUCACGAACUUGCGGAACUCGGCGAGGAGACACCUAUCGUCACCCUCCUUACUCUUGUCGGUCAGCAGCUUGUCGGCUGGCCUAACUACCUCAUGACCAACGUUACCGGACACGACCACCACGAACGCCAAAGCGAGGGCCGCGGAAAGGGCAAGAAGAAUGGUUGGUUUACUGGUGUCAACCACUUCAACCCUUCGAGUCCCCUAUUCGAGGCCAAAGACGCCAAGUUAAUCGUGCUAAGCGACUUGGGUGUGGCUAUCACCAUCUCGGCUUUGGUAUUCCUCGGCAAUAAGUUUGGUUGGGGUAACAUGUUUGUUUGGUAUUUCCUGCCGUACCUCUGGGUCAACCACUGGCUUGUCGCUAUUACCUUCCUACAACACACCGACCCCUCUCUACCUCACUACAAGCCUGAGUCGUGGAACUAUGUUCGUGGUGCCGCGGCAACCAUCGAUCGUGAGUUCGGUUUCAUCGGCCGUCAGCUGAUGCACGGUAUCAUCGAAACCCACGUCCUCCACCAUUACGUCUCCACCAUUCCUUUCUACAAUGCCGAUGAAGCUAGCGAAGCUAUUAAGAAGGUCAUGGGUCGUCACUACCGAUCGGAUACUACGGGUGGUUCUGUCGGUUUCAUCAAGGCGAUGUGGCGUAGUGCGAGGAUGUGCCAGUGGGUCGAGCCCAGCGAGGGUGCUAAGGGCGAAGGAAAGGGUGUCCUAUUCUUCAGAAAUACAAAUGGUUUGGGUACCAAGCCUUCGAAGAUGAACGCCCCUCAAAAGGGAAUGAUGAUCGGAGCGGACGAGUAAAGGUACUUCGUAUUGAGAAUUCGAAAAUAAUCGUUGCCUUCGACGACGUGCGCAUAUACAUGGCACCGUUUCGGCUAUAUUUGGAUACGAUCGGGCGAUGAAUCGUGUCGAAAAGUGACACUAUGCUGCGGUGGUUGUAAUCUUGUUCCUGCACAUUUGAAUUAAUCAAUUGUCUGUCACGGCUGAAGCGGGGAAAGAGAUUCAUUCUCGCCAGCUUCAGCUUCUUUCUAUAGCUUCAAGGGGA